GCCCGCCAGCCACCACCAGGGGAGGGAUCUGGGCGAGCAGCGCCCUCGCUCAGUUGCUCCCAGCAGUGGCCCUGGGGCCAGCUCUGCUCCCUGUGCCUGCUCCCCACCUGGACACAAGGCUCACUCACGCCCUCCUCUUGGCAACCAGCUUCUUGCCAGCCACAGCUGCUGCCCCAUCACUGCCCACCGCCCUGUCCCGUGAGCCUAGACCCACCCCACCCUGGGGCUCCUCUGCCGGAAAGGUGGCUGCCCCCUGCAUUCCUCCAUCCAACCAUGAAUUGGUGCCUGUCAACGCGGAGAGUGCACCAAAGAAUGUAGUGGACACGGGAGAAGGAACCUUCCGGGGUGGGAACACUCGGAAAAGCCUUGAGGAAGACGGCUCCACCAGAGUCACCCCGAGCGUCCAGCCCCAUCCCCAGCCCGUCAGUCUUCCCAGAAACAUGAGUGUGAGCCAGACCAUGGAGGACAGUUGUGAGCUGGACCUGGUGUAUGUCACAGAGAGGAUCAUCGCCGUCUCCUUCCCCAGCACAGCCAACGAGGAGAAUUUCCGGAGCAACCUCCGCGAGGUGGCCCAGAUGCUCAAGUCCAAACAUGGAGGCAAUUACCUGCUUUUCAACCUCUCUGAGCGGAGACCUGACAUCACGAAGCUCCACGCCAAGGUACUGGAAUUUGGCUGGCCUGACCUCCACACCCCAGCCCUGGAGAAGAUCUGCAGUGUCUGCAAAGCCAUGGACACUUGGCUCAACGCAGACCCCCACAAUGUCGUCGUUCUACACAACAAGGGAAACCGAGGCAGGAUAGGAGUGGUCAUCGCCGCUUACAUGCACUACAGCAACAUUUCGGCCAGCGCCGACCAGGCACUGGACCGGUUUGCAAUGAAGCGCUUCUAUGAGGAUAAGAUUGUACCCAUUGGCCAGCCGUCCCAGAGAAGGUACGUGCAUUACUUCAGCGGCCUGCUCUCUGGCACCAUCAAAAUGAACAACAAGCCCUUGUUUCUGCACCAUGUGAUCAUGCAUGGCAUCCCCAACUUCGAGUCUAAAGGAGGGUGUCGGCCAUUUCUCCGGAUCUACCAGGCUAUGCAACCUGUUUACACAUCUGGCAUCUACAACGUCCAAGGAGACAGCCAGACCAGCAUCUGCAUCACCAUCGAGCCUGGGCUGCUCUUGAAGGGAGACAUCUUGCUGAAGUGCUACCACAAGAAGUUCCGGAGCCCAGCCCGAGACGUCAUCUUCCGUGUGCAGUUCCACACCUGUGCCAUCCAUGACCUGGGGGUUGUGUUUGGGAAGGAGGACCUUGAUGAUGCCUUCAAAGAUGAUCGAUUUCCAGAAUACGGCAAGGUGGAAUUUGUAUUUUCUUAUGGGCCAGAGAAAAUUCAAGGCAUGGAACACCUGGAGAACGGGCCGAGUGUGUCAGUGGACUACAACACCUCUGACCCCCUCAUCCGCUGGGAUUCCUACGACAACUUUAAUGGGCAUCGCGAUGACGGCAUGGAGGAGGUUGUGGGACACACGCAGGGGCCGCUGGAUGGGAGCCUGUAUGCCAAGGUGAAGAAGAAGGACUCCCUGAAUGGCAGCACGGGGGCUGUCAAUGCCACACGUCCUGCUCUGUCGGCCACUCCCAACCACGUGGAACACACCCUGUCCGUGAGCAGUGACUCUGGCAACUCCACAGCCUCCACCAAGACAGACAAGACUGAUGAGCCUGCCCCCGGCCCCUCCAGUGCCCCCGUUGCCCUGAGUCCUGAGGAGAAGCGCGAGCUGGACCGCCUGCUCAGUGGCUUCGGCUUAGAACGAGAGAAGCCAGGCAAUAUGUACCACACCCAACACCUCCGGUCCCGCCUGGCGGGGGGCCCUGCUGUGCCCUCUGCCAGCCGUCAUGUUGUCCCAGCCCAGGUUCACGUCAACGGUGGGGCCUUGGCAUCUGAGCGGGAGACAGACAUUCUGGACGAUGAACUGCCCAACCAGGACGGGCACAGCGUGGGCAGCAUGGGCACAUUGUCUUCCCUGGAUGGGAUCACCAACACCAGUGAGGGGGGCUACCCAGAGGCGCUGUCCCCCUUGACCAAUGGCCUGGACAAGCCCUACGCCGUGGAACCUAUGGUGAAUGGUGGGGGCUACCCCUAUGAGUCUGCCAGCCGGGCAGUGCCUGCCCAUGCGGGCCACCUGGCCCCCAUGCGACCCUCCUACUCUGCACAGGAGGGUUUAGCUGGCUACCAGCGGGAGGGCCCCCACCCCGCCUGGUCACAGCAAGUGACCACCUCCCACUAUGGUCAUGACCCCAGCAGUAUGUUCCGCUCUCAGUCCUUCCCGGACACUGAGCCCCAGCUGCCCCCAGCUCCAGCCCGGGGGGGAAGCAGUCGGGAGGCUGUGCAGAGGGGCCUCAAUUCCUGGCAGCAACAGCAGCAGCAGCAGCAGCAGCAGCAGCAGCAGCAGCAGCAGCCUCACCCGCCUCCUCGUCAGCAGGAAAGAGCCCACUUGGAGAGUGUCCGGCCCAGCAGGCCCGGCCCCCAGCCAUUGGCAGAGACACCCACGCCUGGCCUCCCUGAGUUCCCGAGGGCAGCCUCCCAGCAGGAGAUCGAGCAGUCCAUUGAAGCCCUCAACAUGCUGAUGCUGGACCUAGAGCCAUCCUCGGCUGCCGCCCCGCUGCACAAAUCCCAGAGUGUCCCUGGGGCCUGGCCUGGGGCCUCCCCGCUCUCCUCUCAGCCUCUUUCCGGCUCCUCCUACCAGACCCAUCCACUGACCCAGUCCAGAUCUGGCUACAUCCCCAGUGGGCAUUCCUUGGGAACCCCUGAGCCAGCCCCACGAGCCUCCCUGGAGUCCAUCCCUCAGGGCAGGUCUUACUCACCUUAUGAUUAUCAGGCAUGCCUGGCUGGGCCCAACCAGAGUUACCGUCCAAAGAGCCCAGCUUCCUCCUCUUCCUUGCCUGCUUUCCUUCCAACCAACCACAGCCCUCCAGGGCCUCAGCAGCCCCCCACCUCUCUCCCUGGCCUCGCUGCUCAGCCUCAGCUCCCACCAAAGGAGGUGACUUCAGACCCAUCCCGAACUCCGGAGGAGGAGCCCUUGAACCUGGAGGGACUGGUGGCCCACCGGGUAGCAGCGUACAACGCCAGAUUGCAGGGUCUUGGGCUAAGUGUCAGCUACCGGCACCCUCCUCUCCACCGGCUCCGAUCUUCCUCCCUCUCUGGGGUGCAGGCUCGGGAGAAGCAGCCUGCAGAGCCCCCAGCCCCUCUCCGGAGGCGGGCAGCCAGCGAUGGACAGUAUGAAAACCAGUCUCCAGAACCCUCAUCCCCCCGGAGUCCUGGGGUGCGCUCCCCAGUCCAGUGUGUGUCCCCGGAGCUGGCUCUCACAAUUGCUCUCAAUCCUGGAGGGCGGCCCAAAGAGCCCCACUUGCACAGCUACAAAGAGGCCUUCGAGGAGAUGGAGGGAACCGCUCCAUCCAGUCCACCGCCCAGUGGGGUGCGCUCCCCUCCAGGUCUGGCCAAGACACCCCUGUCUGCUCUGGGCCUGAAACCCCACAACCCAGCAGAUAUCCUGUUGCAUCCCAAGGGCGAGGAGGAUGGGGGGCAGGAGGUGAUGGAGCCGUUGGGAGAGCCCCGGAGCUACGUCGAGUCGGUGGUGCGGACGGCAGUGGCUGGGCCCCGAUCUCAGGACCCUGAGCCCAAGAGCUUUAGCGCCCCAGCUGCCCAGGCCUAUGGCCACGACACACCCCUGAGGAACGGGACCCUGGGCGGCUCCUUUGUCUCCCCUAGCCCCCUCUCCACCAGCAGCCCCAUCCUCAGCGCUGACAGCACUUCGGUGGGGAGUUUCCCAUCGGGGGAGAGCAGUGACCAGGGCCCCCGGACACCCACCCAGCCUCUGCUGGAUUCUGGCUUCCGCUCUGGCAGCCUGGGCCAGCCCAGCCCUUCGGCUCAGAGAAGCUACCAGAGUUCUUCUCCUCUUCCAACCGUGGGCAGCAGCUACAGCAGCCCCGACUACUCACUUCAGCAGUUCAGCUCCCCAGAAAGCCAGGCCCGGCCUCAGUUCAAUGCGGCUGGUGUCCACGCAGUCCCUGGGAGCCCUCAAGCACGCCACAGGACAGUGGGCACCAACACUCCCUCCAGUCCCGGCUUUGGCCGCCGAGCUGUCAACCCUGGCAUGGCUGCCCCCAGCAGCCCCAGUUUGAGCCAUCGCCAGGUGAUGGGCCCGCCAGCAACUGGUUUCCAUGGUAAUGUGGUUUCCAGCCCCCAGAGCAGUGCAGUGACCACUCCAGGAAGCCCCAGCCUGGGCCGGCACCCUGGAGCCCACCAGGCCUCAGGCCUCCAUGGCAGUGUGGCUGUCACUCCAGGGAGCCCCAGCCGCGGCCAGCAGCCGGGGGCCCACCAGGCCUCAGGCCUCCCUGGUAAUGUGGCCACCACUCCAGGGAGCCCCAGCCUGGGCCGGCAUCCUGGAGCCCACCAGGGCAACUUGGCCUCCAAUCUCCAUGGCAACACAAUAUCCAGCCCCGGAAGCCCCAUCCUGGGCCGUCAUCUCGGAGCAUCUGGAUCCGUGGUUCCUGGCAGCCCCAGCUUAGAUCGGCACGUGGCCUAUGGCGGCUACUCCACCCCUGAGGACCGGAGACCCACACUGUCCCGGCAGAGCAGUGCCUCUGGUUACCAGGCUCCUUCCACGCCCUCCUUCCCUGUGUCUCCUGCCUACUACCCGGGCCUGAGCAGCCCCGCCACCUCCCCUUCGCCAGAUUCGGCAGCCUUCCGGCAAGGGAGUCCAACACCGGCCUUGCCAGAGAAGUGGAGGAUGUCCAUGGGAGACCGAGUGGGCAGCCUCCCCAACUAUGCCACCAUCAAUGGGAAGGUGUCGUCCUCGCCUGUCGCCAGUGGCAUGUCCAGUCCCAGUGGGGGCAGCACUGUCUCCUUCUCGCACACUCUGCCUGACUUCUCCAAGUACUCCAUGCCAGACAACAGCCCAGAGACCAGGGCUAAAGUGAAAUUUGUCCAGGACACUUCCAAGUAUUGGUACAAACCCGAGAUCUCCAGAGAGCAGGCCAUCGCUCUGCUGAAGGACCAGGAGCCCGGGGCCUUCAUCAUCCGUGACAGCCACUCUUUCCGAGGAGCCUAUGGGUUGGCCAUGAAGGUGUCUUCUCCCCCUCCGACCAUCAUGCAGCAGAAUAAGAAAGGGGACAUGACCCAUGAGCUGGUGAGACAUUUCCUGAUAGAGACCGGCCCCCGAGGAGUCAAGCUCAAGGGCUGCCCCAACGAGCCAAACUUUGGAUCUCUCUCUGCCCUGGUCUACCAGCACUCCAUCAUCCCGCUGGCCCUGCCCUGUAAGCUGGUCAUUCCAAACCGAGAUCCCACAGAUGACUCGAAAGAUAGCUCGGGCCCUGCCAACUCAACCACCGACCUGCUAAAGCAAGGAGCAGCCUGCAACGUGCUCUUCGUCAACUCUGUGGACAUGGAGUCGCUCACUGGGCCACAGGCCAUCUCCAAAGCCACUUCUGAGACACUGGCUGCUGACCCCACGCCAGCUGCCACCAUCGUUCACUUCAAAGUGUCUGCCCAGGGAAUUACACUGACUGACAACCAGAGAAAGCUCUUCUUCAGACGACACUACCCUCUCAACACCGUCACCUUCUGUGACCUGGAUCCACAGGAGAGAAAGUGGAUGAAGACGGAGGGAGGUGCCCCUGCUAAGCUCUUCGGCUUUGUGGCCCGGAAGCAGGGCAGCACCACGGACAACGCCUGCCACCUCUUCGCUGAGCUUGAUCCCAACCAGCCUGCCUCCGCCAUUGUCAACUUCGUCUCCAAGGUCAUGCUGAGUGCCGGCCAGAAGAGAUGAACUCACCCCAUGCCCCGGGCCAGGGCAGUGGGGAUGGGGCAUGUGGGGAGGGGACCCAUGAAUCCUGACCAUCUCUGAAUCCAGAAGGAGGACUUUGGACCAAUUUUGGAGAAGGAGAGAAGAAAGUGUGACAUGGGGAGAGGGAAGUGAAUUGAGGAGGGGCGGGGGAGAGAGGGAGAGAAAGAAAGAAAAGGAUGGAGGAGGAUAACUCGGAUUCCCUUGGGUAGAUGGCUACUGCGCAACCCCCAAAGUCUCCAAAACGAAGCAGGUCCACCUAACUCCCUCUCACCCUCACAGGAGGCAGAGCUGGCCUCCUUGGGGACCCAUAUUUUGGGGGGAAAUGGAAAAGUGUCUCCAUAGCCCAACUGCUUUGCAAGGAGAAAUCAAGUCAAGAGAAUCUUUUUCUGGCCCCCUCUAGGGUACAUUGUCAAACCAAAAGGAGCCAGCAUGGGACGUCACGUGGCAGAACUUUUGCUUUGAAAGUAUCUCAGACCCGAGGUACCUAAGGCCUCUCUGCUCUGCCUCUGAUGUACAGUUUGUGUGGGAAUGUAUGUAGGGUUGUGUAUAUAUCUGCUCCCACACCCUCACACUCAGAUUUAUAUUCGACUCUCAGCUAGAAUUUAUAAACAGGUGUACUUGUCCAUGUUCCACAUUUGCACACAUGUGCAUACUGUCCAGAGGUCAGAGUUGGGGUGACCCAGCAUCAGGGAGGGGACGCCAGCCUUCUUCCCCAGGAGCACCCAGGAAUAUGGGUAACAGGCUCUGACUUGGUCCCCCCCGCACCUGCGCUCUAGUGGCCCCGCGUGCCGCCAGCGCCUUCUCCUUGGCAAAGACCCCGGCAGGAGUGGCGGGACCAUUGGUUGGAGGAGAUGGAGACGUGCAUUUCCAUAGCCUCGGGGAAGAGACCCAUCAGCCACAGUGGCUUUGACCUCCAGGCAUCUUCCCCGAGUUGUGUGGCAAGGUGGGCAGGCCACUCCCCCCAGCUCUCAGCCCUCAGCCCAUUCUUGGCUGCCAAGACCACACCAGCCUUAUCUCAGACCGGCUUAUCUGCAUGAUGUCUUCUUGGGUGCUGGGGAUUGAGCCUUCUGAUCUGCCCAGCUCUGUUCUGUCCUGCAGGGUCCUCCUGUUGGGCUCAUCCUGGGGAACCUGCUUCCAAGAGCCCUGCUCAGCAAGGCCCAGGGGAUGCCUGGGGUCCUGUCCUCCCCUCUGCCGGGGUUUGGGGCCUGACUUCUGCUGGGCUGUCCAGGUGACUCAGCAGAGCUCUGGGCUGCUGCCUAUAUACCACAUGGCCUAUUUACAAUACCAAAGCCUUGCUGUUCCCACUUCUGCCUUGGUUUCCCCAGCAGAAACAAGCUGCCCAGGAGCAGAGGGCCUAGAGUCCGCCUGGGCAAUUGGGAACCCCCCGACCUCCACCCAAGUACUCUCAGCUGGAAUGGAAAAGUCACCAGGACUCCAUUCUCGAGGGGCUUCUUGAGCCUCCAGGGGUCCCUUGGAGAGAGGCAUUGUACUGAUAUAUAAAUAUAUAUAAUAUAUAUGUGAGACAUACUGACAGAAUCUGUAAGCUAAUAAAAUAUAAGAAAAGGUUAAAAAAAGAAUAGGUAAAUUGACAAGAGGUAUUUAUUGUUUUCCCAUAUUGCUUUAUUGCCUCCCUGGGCAAAAACCAAUUCCCAUCCCUCUUUCUAUAUAUAAGGGAAGCCUGAAAUGUAGGGGCCUUUAUCCUUGGAGCAAUCAGGGGUCUCCUUGCCCUGGCCUUGGCCUUCCCUAGACUUUGUCGGGGGCUCAGCAGGGAGGGGUGCACGUGUUCCAUCUCCUUUGGCCCCCUCUUUUCUGGCAAGCCUAGGCCUUGGCCAUUAGGUCCCGAGAGGAGCCCCCUCACCAGGGCUGGAGCGGGUGUGUGAGCCAGCGGGGGACAUGGGUGAGUGUGGUGGGCAUGGGGAGUGUGUGCGUCUUUUGUAUUUUUUCUCCUCCAAGAAGCUGUAUCUGUGUGGACAUACUGUUUCAGGGAGUUAGAAAGGAGAGUGUCUAACGAAGACGGGGAGCAGCCCCCCGCUUCCCAAAGAUUGAAACCUUGUGCUUGGUGACUAAGGUUCUUCCAAAGUGCUCUUCCUUCUGAGGCAUUCAAGCCAGAUCCUGAGGUUCCCUCUCCCCCUUCCCCACCUCCCCCUCUCUCUUCCAUAGGAGAGAUUCCACCCCUUCCUUUGUCAAUAUCUAACCUCCCACUGGACAGUCCGGGACACUCCUCCUAGUCUGGACGUCCUCUCCACCCUGAGGCCAGCGGAGGGUUAGACCAUCGGGCAGACCCGGGCCCAGGGUCAGCCUUCUCACAUGCUUGCCCACCGCCCACCGCAGCCCACCUCGGGCCUGAGCUAAGGGUGACCCCACAAGCAGGACCUAGGGGUGCUGGGGAGCUGAUUCUCUCCCUCUCUGGGUCACUCUGGAGGGAGCUGGUUUCCUAGAGUUUGGCUUUUCCAGAGGAAUGGGGAAGGCACCUCAGUCUCCACGAGGUCCCCGCUUUGGGUCAGACACUGGCUGGGAAGACACUGUAGUCCUCCCGUCUCACAGGUUGGGCCCGUGCACCCAUGCGCACAAGUGCACACACACACACACACACACACACACACACACACACCGCAGCACUGCAGUAUAUUCUUGCCAAAGAUGUCCUUUAAAAGAAAGCACUUUUAAUAAUUAUUGUUAUUAUCGUGUAAAUGUUUAUCCUUUUCUCUCCUCCCCCUCCCUCAACAUAUUUGCUGUUGUUUAGUGUUGAACCCGUUUGUCAGCCAGGAGAGUGCUGUCUGGUCUUGAAAGUAGGCUGGGACGUGGGGUGGGGCGGGUCCGGGAGAGGCAUGGUCAGCGUGUGACUCAGCCACAGGGCCCCAGGCGGGCUCAGCCCAGGCCCAGGCCCCGCCUGCUUCUGGCUGUCGUCCAGCCAGGCCUCUGAGGCAGGGAGGCAGGCCCAGUGCCUCCACGUGGCUCUUCCCAGGUGGAAGGAGAGGGGAGGACCGGGAAUGGGAACAAUGGAGAGCAGACCCCAGGGGGGAAAUAGGGAGGAAGUGAGCUGUUUGAUCAGCCUCCAAGGUGACUGGCAUCCCCUCCCCUGAGGUCAUGUGUUCUGGCUCCCUUGUCUAGCCAGUGUUUGUCCCGGGUUUGGGAAAGGCCUUGACCUGGUCCUCAUGGCAGCCUUUCCUGCAGCCGCUCCGAGCUCGUGGACGGCCAGGAUCCCUCCCACACUGGGCUUUGGGGAGUCCCUGGGUGUGUCAGAAGCUGGCAGGACAGGGUGAUGGGCUUGGUGGCUGUGCCACCAGAAGAGGAGGCAGCUGGCUGAACGAGUGUGGCCCUUCCAGGAAGGGGCUCCCAGGAGGGAGAUGAGGGGGCGUUCUCCUCCCUCAGAUGGGCAUGAGCAGAGAUGGGCAGACUCCUCACAGGUGGGACAACACCUAUGCCCUGAUGUGCACCGCCACCCUGCCCCGGGGUCUCCUCCCUUUGUUCCCAGCUUCAGAAGCUGGGGAGAUCAAGGGGGCCAAUGCCCGAGUCCGAGGGCAGCCUCUGCCCCUGCGUCUCCCCACACUCGGGGUCCUUGGAGAGGUCAGAGGCCGGGCCCUGGAGCCACUCUUCACUCAGGGCCAGGCCCCGGAAUCUCGAGACCAGAGUCCCCUGGCAGUGGUAACACAGGACGUGUGUGCUCGUGCGUGCAGGUGCGGGUGUAUGUGUGUGAGUAGUUUGCGCAUCUCUCUAGGGAUCUUCAGGGUUGGGUUGGAGGAGGUGGGCAAUAGGAGGAUGUCAAGUUCAGUAUCAUCAGGCGCAAGGAAUCAGGAGGCGAGGCCUGUAGGGCCCUUACGGGUGGAAUCUCAGCGUUGGUGAUGGGGUGGGCUCUGCGGUCCUCAGAUGACCCAAAUGUUGGAGGACCUGUGCUUAUUUCCCACGCCUGGCUCGUCCCAGCGGUGAGGCAGUUGUAGAGGGAUGUCCCAAGUUGGGUUUCUAAUCAGUGUUAAGCAGUUGAGACUCUCCUGUGUCCGUGUUGGGUUUGUGUGUGUGUGUGCUCAGAGCACAUCAGUGUCUGCAUGCGUCUCCCUGUUUCUCCCCUCCCUCUGAUGUGUCAUUCAAAACAAAUGUAAGGAGUUCCUCACCCCCGCUCCCCACCUCCCCUGCCUUCCAGGCCUUCCCUCUGCAGGAAAACCAGAAUAACCCGCCCUCCUCCCGUGCCCUGACUGUGUAUUUAUAUAGAUGGAAAUAUACUUUCUAUUUUGUAUCAUUGUGCCUAUAGCCUCGGCCGCCUUGUAUAAACCCUGAUAUGCUACUUACCCUGGACAUGAAUGUGUUGUACACCGAGGCUGCCUGCUCCUGUCGGCGGCUUUGUUUCUUUGCGAUCCAUUGUAUGGCUUUAUAAAUGAUAAAGUGAAAGAAAACCUGG
Messenger RNA from Myotis brandtii (Brandt's bat), 10218 nucleotides. RefSeq names its product tensin 1 (gene TNS1). NCBI's taxonomy places the organism in Eukaryota, Metazoa, Chordata, Mammalia, Chiroptera, Vespertilionidae. Gene Ontology annotation, molecular function: protein binding. The transcript has 33 exons. Bases 441 to 5807 code for a protein of 1788 amino acids. Gene Ontology annotation, biological process: fibroblast migration. The record is from RefSeq and is a predicted model, not a curated record.